AAUCUAUACGCAGCCGGCUGCUCCGUAAAGUGUGGUGGCUUCCACGCGGGCCUUCCGGGAGACGCGAGAGCAGCUGGUGAAAACGCGACACUGACCGCUAAAUGACGUCACGCGAAGAAAGUGGCCACCACGCGAGCCGGCCCGCUUCAGUCUUGGCCGGAGCCCCGCCGAGCACGCGCGCGAAAUGGACGAACGCAAUCCACAAUAAACCAACAAUGUCAAUCAGGCGAUUUUUGAGCGCGGUGCGGUCCGCGCGCGAAGCGAUUUCUAGAAGUGCACCGAUGGCCGAUGGGCUCAUCAAAUCAUUGCUGUCUUUAAUGGUUAUAUUCUGCAUUGCUCUGUCGUCGCCGCCGUCGGCUAGUGCGAAGCCGUUUACGUUUAGUUUUCCCACUGGAUGGUCUUUAGCGGGUUUGGUGGGCGGUGUGGGGGCCAGGUCUGACGAUGAGCUCCGGGAGCCGGCGGCGGGAGUGAAGCCCUACACGGGGAGACGGGUCGGCAAUGACACGUUGAGGAUGGUGUACUUCCACGACCAGACGGUGGCUGUCGUCGAGCUCGGCCCUGGGAAGCUGCUGCUCAACUGCGAACUUAUCGAAACCUACGACGAAGACGAUACGAACCGACUGCUGCGUCAGCUCAGCCGCAUCAACCGGCCCUACGGAGUGACCUUCAGCCAGAUGAUCAAGCUGAUGUCCCAGUGCCAGCAGAUCACCCCCCGCCUCCGAGAUCAGUUGGAAGGCACAGAGAGCUCCGACGACAGCCUCCGGGGCGACAGGGAGGGCGCCCAGCCGACGUGGAAGCCGGAGGGCGGCGGGGAGGGGGAGGCGCGCGCGCGGGCGAGGCUGGACGCGGGCGGCGCGCACGCAGGCUUGCUGGGCGGCAGUCCGCUCACGCUGCUGCAGGGGAUCAUACCUGGGACAAAAUGGUGCGGCACCGGGGACAUCGCGUCGGACUACCACGACCUGGGCGCAGACCGGCGGCUGGACCGGUGCUGCCGGACACACGAUCUCUGUCCUACCAAGGUCCGCGCAUUUUCGCAGCGGUACAACUUGACCAACAACUCGCUCUACAGCAAGUCGCACUGCACCUGCGACGACAUGCUCUUCGACUGCCUCAAGACGACCAACACCUCCGCCUCCCACCUCAUGGGACACAUCUACUUCAACCUGGUCCAAGUGCCUUGCCUCGAAGACAAACCAGACGGCAGAAAGUUCAGAGAGGCGAAACAAGGCUUCUAACGCCAUCUAGCGGCGAGUAGCUCAAUUCCGAACAGCGCCAUCUAGUGUUAGUCGAAUGUCUGUAUUUUUGCACAGAGCUGUUGAUAUUUUUUGCAUUUAAAUUCACUUUUAUCUUGUAAAUAAUAAUCUAUGUAUACGUCUUAUAAAUUGUACUAUCGUUAGACAUCAAACUGUGAUAUGUCUGUGCCUUAAUUGUUAGACGAUGGCGCUAUACAAAUGUUUAAGAAACAUAACAUGUGUGUUACUCUAAGAGAUUUAUUUAUUUGUUGCCUACCGGUCAUUACCAUGACAAAAUGGGUUGCUAUUGCUGUAUUUUAUUUCAUGUUAAAAGACAAAGAUAUUUUGUAAUUACGUAGAUUAGAUUAAUAAAAGAUAGUAGUUAUUAUGAACUUGAAUGUGAAUUAGAUAAUACCAAAUAAAUUUAUUUAUUAUAAACAUUAUGUA
Plodia interpunctella (Indianmeal moth) is the source of this 1679-nucleotide messenger RNA. RefSeq lists its product as uncharacterized. Lineage: Eukaryota; Metazoa; Arthropoda; Insecta; Lepidoptera; Pyralidae. Gene Ontology annotation, biological process: phospholipid metabolic process; arachidonate secretion. The transcript is spliced from 5 exons. The record is from RefSeq and is a predicted model, not a curated record. The coding region runs from base 102 to 1235 and encodes 377 amino acids.